Messenger RNA from Antrostomus carolinensis (chuck-will's-widow), 645 nucleotides. RefSeq names its product polycomb group ring finger 6 (gene PCGF6). The transcript is spliced from 8 exons. NCBI's taxonomy places the organism in Eukaryota, Metazoa, Chordata, Aves, Caprimulgiformes, Caprimulgidae. The annotation marks the transcript as partial. The record is from RefSeq and is a predicted model, not a curated record.
AUGGUGUCGUAUAGUGGACACGUGACUUUUGUGGGGUUUCUUUUCUUUACAGUUUGUAAAAGCUGCAUAGUGAGACACUUCUACUACAGCAACAGAUGUCCAAAAUGCAAUAUUGUUGUACAUCAGACACAGCCCCUUUAUAAUAUCAGACUGGACCGGCAACUGCAAGACAUAGUCUAUAAAUUAGUUGUCAAUUUGGAGGAAAGAGAGAAGAAACAAAUGCAUGACUUCUAUAAAGAAAGAGGAUUAGAAGUGCCCAAACCAGCUGUCCCACAGCCAGUUCCAGCGAGCAGAGGAAGACCUCGAAAAGUUCUGGGCUCUGUGUUCCGAAUUCCACCAGAACUUGACAUCUCCAUACUCCUGGAGUUCAUUGGAGCUAACGAAGGCACAGGGAGUUUUAAGCCUUUGGAAAAGAAGUUUGUACGUGUUUCAGGGGAGGCAACAAUUGGACAUGUGGAGAAGUUUCUCAGAAGAAAAAUGGAUCUGGACCCUACUUGUCAGGUAGACAUAAUAUGUGGUGAUCACCUGCUAGAACACUACCAGACACUGAGGGAAAUUCGUCAAGCCAUAGGAGAGAGUGCAGUACAGGAUGGUUUACUUGUACUGCACUAUGGCCUGGUAGUAUCUCCAGUAACUGUAACUUAA